This is a messenger RNA of Daldinia caldariorum, 1140 nucleotides long. RefSeq lists its product as uncharacterized. The coding region runs from base 1 to 1140 and encodes 379 amino acids. The transcript has a single exon. Lineage: Eukaryota; Fungi; Ascomycota; Sordariomycetes; Xylariales; Hypoxylaceae. The record is from RefSeq and is a predicted model, not a curated record.
AUGGCCAUGAUUCAAGACACAAUUAAAGAGGACGUCGGUAUUUUCAAUGGCGGCAGUCCCAGGGCCAAGGACAUGUUCGAGGAGAGACGCCAAUAUUACCUAGAUCUCUUGGGUAUCUCAGUCAAGGAACUUCGCAAGGUGAUGAACACACCCGAGAUAGAGCUCCCACCCGAGGAGAUUUUUGUCGAGGAUGUGACAAGAAGGGUUAGGCCUCUUACGAAACGCUAUCUACAACGGCUCGUCCGUCUGGGACGGAUCACCAAAUGCGACAUGGAUUGCAUAGUUGAUGGAGGAUACACCAGCGUCGAAGCGUUUUACGAAGAUGUUUACGAUCACGUCGGAACGUUCGGCGCUAAAAAGAAGGAAACUCCGGCCGAUAAUUCAAAGUCGGCGACACAAAGUAUAGAAAUAUACGACGAGGUUGGUUUCUUAGUAAAGCAAGAAGGAGGUGCCGACCAAGACGAUAAGCACAAAGUUUCCAAGGAUGAUGAUAGCGACCCUCAAAAAAAAUCACCCGAGAGGGAAUCGACGGCGUUAUCGUUAGGCUCGGGGGGUAUAAUACCACCCAUUAAGUUGGAAGCGCCGACUGAGAUACCAGACGACGAAGAGAGCGAUGAGGAGGAACAAGCUUCUUCCGACGAAUCAGACCCAGAGCCAGCCGAGCAAGAUCCUCCGUCGGAAGACGAAACACCUUUGUUAGAUGCGGAAGGUGGCGAUUCUGAUAGUUCGGAUGGAGGCUCUUCAGUGGAAUGCCAUGUGGAUGAUAAGGAAAUCACCAUGACAGAAAUCGAAAAUGCCGAUUCCGAUUCCGAUGAAUCAGAUGUAAGCUCUGUGUUCGAGAGCAGCCCUGGCGAAGAAGACUCGAUCACGCCCGACGCGGAAAAGGCCCCGCAACCCUUCCUCGCUGCACUUCCCAGGACCAAUAUGCCCACGAACGACGACGACGAUGACGACGACGAGCAAGGAGAUAUCGACGUAGACUACGACGAGCUACUGGAUGUCUGGCUGCCUAGCCAUAAAAUGUUCUACUGGCAGUACGAGAUCAUCUACGCCGCGAUACUGACUGCGUUCCGAUACAGAGAGAGAUUCCAGUCCGCCAGAGACGCGUACAAAGUCGACCCCUUUGCCGAUUGGGAAUAG